Messenger RNA from Hydractinia symbiolongicarpus, 4016 nucleotides. RefSeq lists its product as uncharacterized. Lineage: Eukaryota; Metazoa; Cnidaria; Hydrozoa; Anthoathecata; Hydractiniidae. The transcript is spliced from 2 exons. The record is from RefSeq and is a predicted model, not a curated record. The coding region runs from base 2070 to 3305 and encodes 411 amino acids.
AAGAAAACAUUAAACUAAGCAUUGAAAUCGUAUGUGGUUUCCAUCAAUGACCUUAAAAAUUCCGAAAAAACAGUUUAGGUAACUAGUUCCAGUCCUUUUUUCCAGAAUGGGCAACAUUUUUAAACUACACAAUAUUUGAAAAUGUUUAAUCCAAGGUGAGUACUUCACAAAAAAAGAAAAAAAUCCAUGUGAUCUAGUCAUGCCAGCUAGAUAUCAUUGCUCAAAACAACCUUAAAAUUACAAAAAAAUGUUACGAAAAUGUCAUAAUUUUGGCAUAUAGAGCCUUACAAGAAAUGCCAUAUCUUUAUUUAUAGUUGUUACUAGGAAAUGUGUAGCCCCUCUUUUUUUGCAGAAAGAAAAAACCAUCGUAUAUAAAGGUAGGAUAAAGGCUAUUGCUCAAAACUACCCUAAGUUUACAAAUGAAUUGUUACAGACAAACUCUAAUUUUUCCUUCUAGAGCUUCAAAAGAAAGGUUGUAUUUUUAUUCAUAGAUGUUGACAAGAAGUGUGUAACCUAAAUAGAAAGAACUUUUUGCAUUUACUGAUCUAUACCUAGGCUAUAGGCUAUUGCUUGAAAGAACUUCUGCUGAGGAAAUAUAGGAUGCUUCGAAAUCAAACAAUUAAUAACAAGGAUAUAGCAGUAAAAGUUUUAGAUCAUAAAGCUUGGAGAACAAUUAAAUUACCUAUUUUAGAAAAAAGUAUUUUGAAGUAUCUGCGAAGCCAUUGCAUUGUUGAUAAUGUGAAAUCAUUGCAUUGGUGAUAAUAAUAAUAGAAUGUCUAAUAGAAUGCAAAUAGAAUUUACAGAAAAAAGAUGUGCAUGUGUUUUAAUGGAUAGUAUAAUUGAAUGUAUGUAUAAUUAGAAGCUUUAUGCAAUUGUGAUACAUUAUAUAGAAGUUUAAUAGCAUCAACCCAUGUUUCAGUUUGCUGCUGGCUAAGUUAUUUUCUGAUGAAGUAUUAUUUUUAUUUAGCUAGACCAUCAUUGGUUUGUCAACAUCCUGGUCACAGUAACAAAAGACCUAGAGCUGCAAGGACUGCACCAGCAAACUUGAUUGCAAAACUUGAGGAAGAUGGCAUUCACUUACCAAUUGGCUCAAAACUAUGUGAAUCUCAUUACAAAUACUGUACAUGUAUGUUAUCAUUUCUUUGUAUAUUAAAGUUAGUUUUGAUUAGUUAUUUAUAAUAUAUAUAUUUCAAUAACUACAGUGUAACUCUUAACUUACAGCAUCGUCAAACAAAACAGAAAAUUCAGGAGAGGACACAGAUCACUACGACAUCAGUGAAAAAGAGGAUCCAGAAUAUUCUCCAGAUGUGAUGAUUAUGGCUGAGUCAACCUGCCCAAUUGAUAAUUCGUAUGUUACGGCAAUGGAUGCCUUACAUGGCAGCCCAAUAAAAUUCCAAAUAAAAAGAAAAUUUGUGUCAACUCUCACUACCAGUACCAAGAAAAAAAUUAAACAAAAAUAUAAAAGAUCUAAGAAACUGUUAAAGCUUAAUUUCGCUGCUGCAGUUGCUCCAGGUCAGGAGGAAAAUGUAUUAGACUUUAUUAGUUCUUCAGAUUCCGAUGCUGAUGAUGACAAUAUUAACCAACUCAUAAAGAUUUACCAAGCAAGUGACUCUAAAAGCAGGUAUGACUGUAACAGUUAUUAAUCUUGUCAAAUUAAUCCACCUCUAGCUGGAAAGGAAUUUGUAGGAGCUUUUUUAAUAAAAACGUAAUUGUAUUUAUAUAGUAAGUUGGCUUGCUAGGUAAUUUAUUUUUUGUAGAUUGGUCAUACUCUCUUUGAUUAACCAUCAGAAGUACACAAAACAAGAUAUUAUGAAGUUAUUUGAUUGCACUAAAUACCAGGUCGAUACUGCUAGAAGGUGGAAAUCUUCAAGUGCUUCAUUGUUAUUACCAAUGCAUCAGGUCCACAAACGACUUAAGCUUGAUAAUAAUAAGUGUGAACACUUCCUUGAAUUGAAGGCCUUCAUCAGUUGUGUCAAGAGAAGGGGAUCAAGCUGCUUCGAUACGAUUACAACGAACCUUCCUGUGGUAAAGAUCAGUGUGAUCGUGAAAGUGCUGCAGCAAAGUUAGUGAUGAGAAGUUAUGUAGGUGCUGGAAACAAUCUUUUGUCAGCGUCUGACAUUCAUGAUGCAUUGCACUAUGGUUCUGGGUUAAAAGAUUCAAAAGUAUGUGUUAUAGAGAUUAACCCAGAAUCUGUGAAAGUGGAAGGUCAGAAAAUUAAAAAUAUUAGCCAUUAUCAUUCUGUAGAAUUUAAAGAGGAUAAAAUGACCUUUUGGAGAUAUUUUGAUGUUGGUGAAGGUGUUGAUGUUGCCUAUUCUGAGAUGCAUGUUGCAUCAGGCGCAGUUGUGAAGGUACCAUUUAGUAGCACUUGCAGGGAAAGUAAAAAAAAGAUGUUUUCAAAACCCCGUGCAGAUAGGCAGCUCUGUAAGUUAUUGUUUUGUCCAGAGUCUGGCUGUGGUGCAACAUUCACAACAUACAAGAACUACGAAGAGCACAUGAUAGUAGAUAAUCAUCAUGUCACGAAACACCAUUCUUCCAUGGACUUAGUGAGACAAUCAUAUGUUGACAAAAUGAAGUUGUCAUCGAUGACAUCUUUGCCUUUAUUUGGAAAUGAUCUAGAGAUUGCAAAUGUUAACAUGCAAUGUGCCAUAACAAAAAGUCUAACUUUUGCGAGUAUUGCCAUUGAAGGAUGGUCUUUGCCAGUUAGAUCUACUUUUCGAUUUACAGAUUCUCAAAAGGAUAUUCUUUUGAAAUUAUUCAUGGCUGGAGAAGAAUCUGGACACAAGGUCAGUCCAGAAGAUGCUGCCAUAGAAGUAAGAAAGAAGUUGUCUGUUACUGAAUAUGUAACACCACAACAAGUAAAGUCGUUAUUUUCAAGGUGGUCCAGGCAAUAUAGAGAUGGAAGUUUGGAAUAUGUUAGUUCAGUGACUGAAGGUACUGACAACGGCUUUGAUGAUAAAAUGCUUGCUACAGCUCAGAAUCAGGUCAUCCAGCAAACAUCAAAAGAAGUACUUCUUAAACUUGAAAAUACAUAUCAAGUUGAUGAAUGGAUAGCUUUGCGCUUUGGGAAUACUUGGUUUCCGGCUCAAGUUGUAGAGGCAGAUGAUGAGGGUAUUGUAGCAAGUUGUAUGCAUUAUGCCAUGGGCGAUGGAAACAAUGCAUUUAUUUUUCCAAAUCCAAAAGAUCAAGGGUUCUACGAUCUUGAUGAUAUUAUUUGCAAAAUUUCAGCACCAACUCCAAAGAAUAAUAGAUAUUUUUGGUUAACCUCUGAAGAUUUCAAAAACGCUAGCACAGGAUUUAUUAAUUAGUUUAUCUUACAUUAUCUUAUUACUUUUUUGUUGUUUCAAAUUUAUGUUGUUUUUUGAUGGUUUACAAAAUAUAAUAUAAUUUGUAAGUAAACAAUUAUAUUGUAUUGACUUGGUUAUUAUUGCAGUGAUAACACCUGAAGCUUACUAACUGUUUUUAAGGAGUGUAAAGAAAUAGCUUAUAGCCUAGGUAUAGAUCAUUGAAUGCAAAAAGUUAUUUCUACUUUAUCUUAGGUUACACACUUUUGCUAUGAAUGGAGAUUUCUUUUAAAGCUCUUGAAGGAAAAGUUAGAGCUUGUCUGUAACAAUUCCUUUGUAAACUUAGGGUAGUUUUGAGCAAUAGUCUUUAUCCCACCUUUAUAUACGAUGGUUUUUUUCUUUCUGCAAAAAAAGAGGGGCUACACAUUUCCUAGUAACAACUAUAAAUAAAGAUAUGGCAUUUCUUGUAAGGCUCUAUAUGCCAAAAUUAUGACAUUUUCGUAACAUUUUUUUGUAAUUUUAAGGUUGUUUUGAGCAAUGAUAUCUAGCUAGCAUGACUAUAGAUCACAUGGAUUUUUUCCUUUUUUUGUGAAGUACUCACCUUGGAUUAAACAUUUUCAAAUAUUGUGUAGUUUGAAAAUGUUGCCCAUUCUGGAAAAAAGGACUGGAACUAGUUACCUAAACUGUUUUUUCGAAAGUUUGAAGGUCAUUGAUGGAAACCACAUACGAUUUCAA